Molecule: messenger RNA, 806 nt
Organism: Ornithorhynchus anatinus (platypus)
Lineage: Eukaryota; Metazoa; Chordata; Mammalia; Monotremata; Ornithorhynchidae
Gene: ATP6V1F
Product: ATPase H+ transporting V1 subunit F
Exons: 2
Coding region: 60-419 (119 amino acids)
Biological process (GO): proton transmembrane transport
Cellular component (GO): membrane; proton-transporting V-type ATPase, V1 domain
Molecular function (GO): proton-transporting ATPase activity, rotational mechanism
Source: RefSeq, a predicted model, not a curated record
GGGCGGGGUUUCGGCCAUAUAAAUCCCGUCGGCGGAGGCUGCGGAAGCGGCUGCAGAGCAUGGCGGGGCGGGGGAAGCUGAUCGCCGUGAUCGGCGACGAAGACACGGUCACCGGCUUCCUGCUCGGCGGGAUAGGGGAGCUCAACAAAAACCGCCACCCCAACUUCCUGGUGGUGGAGAAGGACACGUCCAUCAACGAGAUCGAGGACACCUUCCGGCAGUUCCUCAAUCGGGAUGACAUAGGCAUCAUCCUCAUCAACCAGUAUAUCGCUGAGAUGGUGCGGCACGCGCUGGAUGCCCACACCCGCUCCCUGCCCGCCGUGCUGGAGAUCCCCUCCAAGGAGCACCCCUACGACGCGGCCAAGGACUCAAUCCUGCGCCGGGCCCGCGGCAUGUUCACGGCCGAAGACCUGCGCUAACAACCCCCGCCUACUAGCCCUGAGCCUGGGGCCUGCCCUCCGCAGUGUGUACGUGUGUGUAUGUGUGUGUCCGUCUGUCCAUCCAGUGCCCCUCCCCUUGCUCAGAGGUUUAUCUGAGGGGGUGUGGCCUCAGCUCACUGGUGCCCUUCAGCUGGGUGAGUUCUCUCCAGCCCCCCUGGGGUAGACCAGGACAAGUCUGUCCCUGUGGUGACCUUGGAAGGAGACCAAAAACUCCAAGGGAAAGUAGAGCUCAGGGAACCCAAAGCUGGCUCUGCCCCCCACAACACAAACACGUGCACCUUUCUUUCCUUCCACUCACCUGCUCCCCAGCAAGGCUGGUGCUGGCUGUUGCAUGUUGUUAUUAAAUUAAAGGCUCCCCCUCUCCUG